Mercurialis annua (annual mercury) is the source of this 1430-nucleotide messenger RNA. RefSeq names its product probable trehalose-phosphate phosphatase C. Gene Ontology annotation, biological process: trehalose biosynthetic process. Bases 132 to 1187 code for a protein of 351 amino acids. The record is from RefSeq and is a predicted model, not a curated record. Gene Ontology annotation, molecular function: trehalose-phosphatase activity. The transcript is spliced from 10 exons. Lineage: Eukaryota; Viridiplantae; Streptophyta; Magnoliopsida; Malpighiales; Euphorbiaceae.
AAUAACCAUUUCUCCACCUCCUCAUUACACCUCUAAAAAUAUAUUUCUUUUCUUAAUUACCACCAUUUUUCUCAUAUUCUUCUUGCAACAAAGCUCUUAGUUUCGCCUCUUAAUAUUCAAGAUUUCACAAGAUGUUCAAGAUAAAUAUUGCAAAGUUCAAUCAGGCUAUGGGAUUUCAAAGAUUACCUUCCAACAAACAGAAAAUGCAGAAUGUCAAUCGCUCGAAAAAUGUAAGGGCAUCAAGUCUAAGCGGAAUCAGUCCCGUUGAUGUAAAUUACAACUCAUGGAUGGAGGAACAUCCUUCCGCAUUGGGCUCAUUCGAUCAGAUGAUGAGAGCGGCAAAAGGGAAGAAGAUCGCCAUUUUUUUAGAUUAUGAUGGUACUCUCUCUCCGAUUGUCGAUAAUCCUGAUCAUGCCUUCAUGUCUGAUGAGAUGCGCGCAGCAGUACGAGAAGUUUCAAAGUAUUUUCCAACUGCUAUAAUCAGUGGUAGGAGCAGAGAUAAGGUAAAAGAAUUUGUAAAGUUAAGUAAUGUAUACUAUGCCGGAAGCCAUGGCAUGGACAUUAUGGCACCACCAAGGCCAGUGAAGUCCUGCGAUGGGAAAUGCCAUGCUGUUUCCACUGACAAAAAGGGGAAUGAAGUUCGCUUCCAACCUGCACAUAAAUAUUUGCCUGCGAUGCAGAAGAUACUGACAGAACUGAAAGAGAAAGUCAUAAAAAUACAAGGUGCCAGAGUAGAAGAUAAUAGAUUUUGCGUCUCCGUACAUUAUAGGCUGGUUAGAGAAGAGGAUUAUGAAUUAUUAGAAGAGAAGGUUAAGUCCGUGCUUGGCAAUUAUCCAGAUUUUCAUUUGAAUUGGGGUAAAAAGGUAAUGGAAAUACGGCCAUCAAUAGAAUGGGACAAAGGUCAUGCACUCGAAUAUUUACUUGACACUCUAGGAUUGAGCAAUUCCAAUGAUGUUCUUCCGGUCUAUAUUGGAGAUGAUCGAACUGAUGAAGAUGCUUUCAAGGUCAUUCGAAAAAGGGGUGAAGGCUAUCCAAUAAUUGUGACAUCCAGUCCGAAGGAUACUAAAGCUUCAUACUCCUUGAAUGACCCGUCGGAAGUGUUAACUUUCCUGUUACGGCUAGCAAGGUGGAGGAAGUCUUCUAGUUCGAGUAGAUCACUAGCCCAAAUAUGGGGUGUAGGUAACUGACAUCAAGUUUUAGUAUUAGGUACAAAUAAACAGGUUCGUGUAGAUAAAGUGAAUUGGAAGGGAAUCUGUGGAAGGAAAGCGAGUCUUUUUUUAGCGUCUGAUCCUCCCGCUCCCGAACCAGCUAUCCGAUUUGACACAGUGUGUGUAUCAGUGUAUGUAAAUUACCUUUCAGUAACAGACUCAAAAAGGGGAAUCAAAAAGAAGUUAUGAAAUUGUCCUUCUAGAAGGGAAUUUAGCUUUGUU